This is a messenger RNA of Oenanthe melanoleuca, 3645 nucleotides long. RefSeq names its product kinesin light chain 4 (gene KLC4). Lineage: Eukaryota; Metazoa; Chordata; Aves; Passeriformes; Muscicapidae. The record is from RefSeq and is a predicted model, not a curated record. Gene Ontology annotation, cellular component: cytoplasm; membrane-bounded organelle; kinesin complex. Gene Ontology annotation, biological process: microtubule-based movement. Bases 172 to 1779 code for a protein of 535 amino acids. The transcript is spliced from 14 exons. Gene Ontology annotation, molecular function: kinesin binding.
GUGGUUGGCUGCCGAGCGCCGGUGCCUGCGCCGCCGCUCGCUGCCGGGGCAGCGCGGCGCACGGACCUGCACGGAGCCGCGCAGCGCCCCGGCCGCCGCUCCUCCGCCGCCUCCGCGAACACCGGCGCUGGACAAGCCGCUGCAGGCAGCCAGGGCUGCAGGAGCAGGACUAUGUCCACCAUGGUGUACCCAAGGGAGGAGAAACUGGACAAGCUGAGCCAAGAGGAGAUAAUUUCCAACACCAAGUUGGUAAUGCAAGGGCUGGAAGCACUCAAGAAUGAACACAACUCCAUCCUGCACAGCUUGCUGGAGACCAUCAAGUGCCUGAAGAAGGAUGAAGAAGCCAAUCUUGUACAUGAGAAAUCCAACCUGCUCCGCAAGUCAGUGGAGAUGAUAGAACUGGGGCUUGGAGAAGCUCAGGUGAUGAUGGCAUUGUCUAACCAUCUGAACGCCGUGGAGUCAGAGAAGCAGAAGCUGCGCGCUCAGGUGCGGAGACUGUGCCAGGAGAACCAGUGGCUGCGUGAUGAGCUUGCCAACACCCAGCAGAAGCUGCAGCGUAGUGAGCAGACCGUGGCUCAGCUGGAGGAGGAAAAGAAACACCUUGAGUUCAUGAACCAGCUGAAGAAGUAUGAUGAGGAUGUCUCACCUUCGGAGGAGAAGGAGGGUGACUCCACCAAGGACUCUCUGGAUGACCUGUUCCCGAAUGAGGAGGAGGAGCAUGGUCCUGGAUUGCCCCACCAGCAUAGCAGUGCUGUGGCAGCUGCCCAGCAGGGAGGUUAUGAGAUUCCUGCACGCUUGCGCACCCUCCACAACCUUGUCAUCCAGUACGCCUCCCAGGGACGCUAUGAGGUGGCUGUGCCGCUCUGCAAGCAGGCUCUGGAGGACUUGGAGAAGACAUCAGGCCAUGAUCACCCUGAUGUGGCUACCAUGCUCAACAUUCUAGCAUUAGUGUACAGGGAUCAGAACAAAUACAAAGAAGCAGCACACCUCCUGAAUGAUGCUCUUUCUAUCCGUGAGAAGACUCUAGGCAAAGACCACCCAGCUGUGGCAGCGACUUUGAACAAUUUGGCUGUUCUCUAUGGCAAGAGAGGAAAAUACAAAGAAGCAGAGCCACUGUGUAAGCGAGCCCUGGAGAUCCGUGAAAAGGUUCUAGGCAAAGACCAUCCUGAUGUGGCCAAGCAGCUGAACAACCUAGCCCUGUUGUGCCAGAACCAGGGCAAGUAUGAUGAAGUGGAGUACUAUUACUGCCGGGCCCUGGAGAUCUAUGAGAGCUGCCUGGGUCCUGAUGACCCCAAUGUGGCCAAGACCAAGAACAACCUGGCUUCCUGUUACCUGAAGCAAGGCAAAUACAAAGAUGCAGAGGUGCUGUAUAAGGAGAUCCUUACCCGUGCUCAUGUGAAGGAGUUUGGCUCUGUGGAUGAUGAACACAAGCCAAUCUGGAUGCAUGCAGAAGAGAGAGAGGAGAUGAGCAAGAGCAAGCACAGAGACAGCGCUCCCUAUGCCGAGUACGGUGGCUGGUACAAGGCCUGUAAGGUUAGCAGCCCAACUGUGAACACCACUCUGAGGAACCUGGGUGCGCUGUACCGGCGCCAGGGCAAGCUGGAAGCAGCUGAGACCUUGGAGGAGUGCGCAGUUCGCUCCCGGCGACAGGGCAUUGACCCAAUCAACCAGACGAAGGUGGUGGAGAUCCUGAAGGAGGGGGAUGGCACAGAGAGACAUCGGAGCCUGGGGGCCAGCGUCAAGUACGAGAAUGCCACAGACGGUAGCGAGGAAGCUUAAAUGCCUCCCGAGACUCCCUCUUUCCCCUCCACCGCAGUCACCUGGAUGUUUGUGUUGUAUCUUCCGACUUUUCCUCCACACCACCCCUCCUUCCUCGGCGAGAGCUCCACGCCAGUCCCCCAGCCCUGCUGGCGUGCGAGGGCACCGCGACGCCUGCACAGGAGUGCCUGGCCGCAUGGCCCAGCUCCAGUCCCGUGGCCAGCAAGAGCAGGAAGAAUCUGCAAGGAGCUGCCAGCUCCCCCAGGCCAGGGUGAUGAGCCACCGUCCCUUUGCAUGCCCCCACCCCUGGCCUGCCCUUGCACAUCCCUGGGGCCCAGGCCUGCAGGGGAUUGUCUUCACUCCAGACUUGCCUACUCCAUUGUCACUAGACAUCCUCAGCCCUCCUAGCUUGUUCCUUCCAUCUCUACAGAGGCCUGAAGAUGGAGGGCUGUUACAGGGCAAUGAGACCUGGCCUAGGCAGGGCUGUCAUGUGCCCAGUUGUUUUCUUCCCUGUAGGCUUAGCUGAUAUUAGUGCCUUGUAGCAAACCUGUGCUGGUUCCUAGUGAGAUGGGCUCUCCCUGCAGCACAGGGCAAUCCCUAUCUUGCUGCCCUCCUCUCUGCUGAGCUCUGUGACCCAGGAGCAGUGUGUAGGUCUCUGCAGGGGUGCAGGAGUGUAGGGCAGUCCAUAGAGCUACUGUAGAUCCUAGAUGAGGUGAGGGGGCAACAGCCAAGGACUGUAUACUGGAACUGGCGAGCACAAACAUGUUUGGCUACAACUUCCUGCCUGGAUGCUAUAGCCAGGUUCGUCAUCUGGCAGUAAGGGGUGAAUCAGCCCCCCAUUGCUACAGGGUUCUUAGGUGUGGCUGGUGGGAGAAAUGGGGGUGAAGUUGUUUGCUGUUCCUUGAAAGCAGAAGAGAGGUAGGAGGAAAGGUGAGUUUGUUGUUUUUGUUUUGUUGUUUUUUUUUUUUUGCAAGGGGCAGACCCCAGACCAUUAGAAGUGGCUGAGAUGGGGAAUGGCCUGGAUUGGAGCAGAGUGGUUGGGAGAAAAAGAAGGUGCAAAGAUGGAUGUGAGGAAGCAAAGGGCUAGGGCUGGAGGUGCUCUGAGCAGGUGGGAGCAGAUAGGAUGGCUGGAGGGAGGUUGCUGCAGGAGAGAAGGCUGGAUUUCUCCAGGUCUGUGGGGUUGACUGCAGUCUUGCUGUCCCUAGCCAAGUGGGUGGGAAAUGUGUAAGCCUGUUACAAAUAGAGUCACAGUGCUGACCCUGUGGGGGUGGCUCUGUGCCUGUGAUGGCUCCAGGCCUUCACAGGGUCUGGUGCUGUUAGUCAUUACAGGGAUAUGGACUGUGUCCCAGGGCCAGACCUCCACUGUCUUGGGUCUUACAUCCUUGACUGUACACUCUCAUCCCACCUCCUAUAAGAAAGGAACCUCCCUGGCCCUCCUGUAUGGGGAGAAAGCUGGGGAGGUGAUAGGCAGCAGGACAGAGCCCAAGGGCCAGCACAGGACUCCUCUGUGUUUAUUUAGCUAGAUCCUUUCUUUAUGCUAGUCAUCUGGCAGGUUGUGAUACUAAAUGUGUUUGUGUUUAUCUGGGCCUGGCUUUACUGUGGUCAUGCAGAGCCUUGGGAUGCAUGCAUGCUGGUCCCCUGGGAGCUUGUGCUUACUGAAAGGAAGUUUGUCCUCAGGACCAUGGGGUGUGGAGCUGAGGGCUGAGUGCUGCAGGGCUGUACCUUCCCUGCCUCUCUGUCCCAGUGCUGCUCCAUGCUUCUGGAGAGUGAUGAGUUCCCAGUGCAGCGUACAUUUGGACCUCAGGGCCACCUGCCCCUUUGCUUUGCCAUGUCCCGGAUCUGGUGCUGUAAGAACCAUACCUCUAAUUAAAGGUAGACUGACCCAAA